UUGGCUCCACGUCACUCCACCUCCUUGGCUUCUCAUCUCCAAGAACACAGCAGGAACGCAGCGGCCAGAUUAUGGGCAGCCUGUUCCCCUUCCCCUUCCACUCCUUUUCCCAACAAAUUAGGCCUCCGCUGCUUCAUCUUUUUGGUUCGCCUAUCAAAUCUGGCACCGGUGCGAGUCGCCGCCUCCUGCGCCCACCAGUCCAUACCAAAUCGAUCACCACCCAUCGACGAGCCGAGUGGCACAAGCAGACGAGGAGACGGACUUGAUGUUGUUGCUGGCAUGAUCCUCCUGCCGUUCAACGCCGCGUGCCUCGUCGGCAAGCACGCAGUGCCGGUUGCAGAGCUGCAGCCGUUGAGCGAAGAGAAAGGAGUCCCGCUAAUGCUAGAUGUCGUCCGCCUCUCGGGAACGCCGUGGGGGAAGGGUGCUGUCCGCCGCCGCGGACCAUGCCGAGGAGCACCGUUGGAGAUUGGGACAACUUCAAUGUCCUUCUCGUAGUUGCAUUCAGACUAUUGGAUCUGCGAGGCAUCAGCAACAGCGUUGAAUAUGAAGAGGCCUACAUCUUUUUGAUGAUGAUGUCGAACAGAUUGUGGACAAGCAGGGAGGCACACUUGAACGAAAAUGGGAGGAUAGAUCCUGAUGAAUGGAAAGUGUUCAGAAGUAAAAAAAAUCUCGCUGAAGCACCUGCGCUAGGUCAUAACUAUGUCAUUCACUCUCAACCUGCGCUACAAAAUUAUUGGUAUAUGCGAUUUACGAUUUGGUCAGAGCCCAUCUGUUGCAAGUGUCGGAUGAUUUUCUGCUGAUGGCAAGGUUCUAGGACGAUUCGGUGGUUCUUACUGCAUAGUACUGUUGCUGCUCCCAUUAAUAUACAAGUAUUUGACGAGAAAAUUUCCUGCGGGGGGGCUCAAACGGGGCUGCUGGCACCCUAUACAUGCAUACAACAGUCACGCCCUGCCCUCCCUAUUUGAUCAUUUGGUUGGGUAAAUUUUGUUUCAUCCUUUGUUUAGCUUUUAAGUUCAAGCGACCUAAUUUACCAUUUUUAUAGUAUCAACAUGGAUGAGUUGAUUGGCUUAGUUUACUUUGUUUCUCCUACGGAUAGGACAACAUCUAUGAUUUUAAGCAUGCUACCA
Molecule: messenger RNA, 1127 nt
Organism: Triticum aestivum (bread wheat)
Lineage: Eukaryota; Viridiplantae; Streptophyta; Magnoliopsida; Poales; Poaceae
Product: calcineurin B-like protein 7
Exons: 6
Coding region: 444-800 (118 amino acids)
Source: RefSeq, a predicted model, not a curated record